Messenger RNA from Monodelphis domestica (gray short-tailed opossum), 863 nucleotides. Lineage: Eukaryota; Metazoa; Chordata; Mammalia; Didelphimorphia; Didelphidae. The record is from RefSeq and is a predicted model, not a curated record.
AGAAUCACGCCGACAUCUUCUCCUGUGUGGCUAUGGUAUUCCUGGUGGGGUUUAUGUUUGAGAUGACAACAAAAGCAGCAGUUAUUUUUGUAACUCUUCAAUACAAUGUUACCAUUCCAGCCACAGAAGAGCAUGUAACCAAAACAGCCUCUUUUUAUUACUAUGGCAUCAAAGAUUUGGCUACAGUUUUCUUCUACAUGCUGGUAGCAAUAAUUACAAUACAUUUCUCCAAAACAAAACACAGCAAGUUUAAUGAGUCUGGUCAACUUAGUGCAUUCUACCUUUUUUCUUGUAUUUGGGGCACAAGCAUUCUGGUGUCUGAGAACUUCAUCUCAGAUCCAGCUAUACUGUGGAAGUCCUACCCCCUUACCCUGAUGACAUUUCAAAUGAAGUUUUUCUACAUAUCACAGCUGGCUUACUGGUUUCAUGCUUUUCCCGAGCUCUACUUCCAGAAAACCAAAAAAGAAGAUAUUCCACGACAGCUUGUCUACAUUGGACUUUACCUCUUUCACAUUGGUGGAGCUUAUCUUUUGAACUUAAACCAUCUGGGACUUGUUCUUUUGGUGCUGCAUUACUUUGUUGAGUUUCUGUUCCAUAUUUCCAGACUGUUUUAUUUUAGUGAUGAAAAAUAUCAGAAAGGAUUUUCUUUGUGGGCAAUUCUGUUUGUUUUGGGAAGACUUCUGACUUUGAUUCUCUCUGUGUUAACUGUUGGCUUUGGCCUAGCAAGAGCAGAAAAUCAGAAGCUGGAUUUCAGUACUGGAAAUUUCAAUGUGUUACCUGUGAGAAUUGCUGUUCUUGCAUCUAUUUGCAUCACUCAGGCAUUUAUGAUGUGGAAGUUCAUUAAUUUCCAGCUUCGAAGGUGG